This is a messenger RNA of Miscanthus lutarioriparius, 858 nucleotides long. Lineage: Eukaryota; Viridiplantae; Streptophyta; Magnoliopsida; Poales; Poaceae. The record is from the annotation of a GenBank genome assembly.
AUGCUCGCCGCCGCCGCCACGGCGGUGGCCGUCCCUCCCGCGGCUUCUUAUUGUUUUCUGGCAAAUAAUGCCAGGAAAUGUAGGAUUUCCUGGAGCUGUCGGGCGGCAAGAGUCGAGGCUGGGUACUCCCAAUUGGAGGUGAGAAAAGUCACCUAUCGACCUCCUGGAACUGAACAGAACUUGUUGAAAGAAAUUAACCUCUCUCUUCGGGAGAAAAGUUUUGGUUUGAUAUUUGGACGGAGUGGGAGUGGAAAGACCACCCUUUUGCAGCUUUUGGCUGGUCUAUCAGAACCUACCUCUGGGUCUAUUUGCAUUCAGAAGUAUGAUGAUGCUGGGAAUCCUAUUGGCUUGCCUGAACUGCUAACUUCUCAACGAGUUGGAAUUGUAUUUCAGUUUCCUGAGAGGUAUUUCUUAGCAGAUACUGUACUUGAAGAAGUUACUUUUGGAUGGCCUAGGCAAAAGGCGGACCUCCUAUUAAAAGAACAGCUCGCUUUAAAUCUUCAAAAUGCCUUUAACUCAGUUGGUCUGACAACCAUCUCAUUAGAUGAAGAUCCACAAGCUCUAAGUGGUGGAUUUAAGAGGCGACUUGCUUUAGCAAUUCAACUGGUUCAAACUCCUGAUCUGUUGCUGCUUGAUGAGCCACUUGCUGGUCUAGAUUGGAAGGCUCGGGCUGAUGUUGCGAAUCUCUUAAAGGACCUGAAGAAACACCAUACCAUACUGGUUGGAACUAUAUCCACUAGUGGAUUACUCAUGGCGAAUGGAAAUGGGGGGAAGUUUGAAGGAGGAAGCUUUGCCUGUGUAAACAUGUGCUUGUCGAUGGAGAAUCAGCAGAUGAAAAAUGCUAGAAAAAUUCAAUAG